GUAGAUCGGAGGUCAAGAGACGUCGGGAGAGAUGAGCGCGGCGGGGGCGGCGGCGGGCUACCUGGCGCGGCGGGCGGCGCAGAAGGAGCGUGUGAGGCUGCUCUACCGGCGGGCCCUCAAGGACACCCUCACCUGGGCCGUUAACCGCCACCACUUCUACCAACACGCAUCAGAUUUAAGAGACAAAUUUGAAGCCAACAAACAUGCGGAGGAUCUAGACACUAUUGAUAGGCUUAUUCAAGAUGGAGAAGCAAAAUAUGAGAAAUUGCAGCACCCUGAUCCAUAUAUUGUUCCUUGGGCUCCUGGUGGCUCCAAAUUCUCCAGAAAUCUUCCUCCACCAGCUGGGAUUGAGAUUGUCUACGACUUUGGCAAAGAGGAUGACUGAAAUUAGAGAUUUACGGCAAAGAUCCAUCAUGAGCUUCCAAUAAAGCAGAACAGUUGGUGUAAUGCUUGUUUUCUCGAGUAGUGGACUGCAUAAAGACACCAGAAAACUUCUUCCGUUAAUUAAACUGGUGUUAUCAACAUUGUUUUGCUCUAAUACACUUUCUUAAUGACUUCAUACAAGCGUUUGAUAUUUGCAA
This is a messenger RNA of Musa acuminata AAA Group (dessert banana), 581 nucleotides long. RefSeq names its product NADH dehydrogenase [ubiquinone] 1 beta subcomplex subunit 9. The transcript is spliced from 5 exons. NCBI's taxonomy places the organism in Eukaryota, Viridiplantae, Streptophyta, Magnoliopsida, Zingiberales, Musaceae. The record is from RefSeq and is a predicted model, not a curated record. Gene Ontology annotation, biological process: mitochondrial electron transport, NADH to ubiquinone. Bases 32 to 385 code for a protein of 117 amino acids.